Messenger RNA from Trifolium pratense (red clover), 1350 nucleotides. RefSeq lists its product as uncharacterized. The transcript has 2 exons. The record is from RefSeq and is a predicted model, not a curated record. Lineage: Eukaryota; Viridiplantae; Streptophyta; Magnoliopsida; Fabales; Fabaceae. The coding region runs from base 1 to 1350 and encodes 449 amino acids. Gene Ontology annotation, molecular function: zinc ion binding.
AUGUUUGGGAGCUGGGUGGACUCAUAUCAUGCUCUUCCGCAGUGGUUGAUGACAAUGCAACAUUAUCUUCCAAAUGUCGUCACAAUAUUAGAGACCCUACCGGCAGACACUCCUGAUGAUGUGACCUUCCAUCGUCUGUUUUGGUCUUUUGAACCACUUAUUAAAGGUUUUGCAUAUUGUAAACCAAUUGUGCAGGUUGAUGGAACAUGGUUAUAUGGGAAGUAUAAAGGGACAUUGUUGCUAGCUGUUGCACAAGACGAAAAUGACCAUAUAUUUCCAGUCGCUUUUGCAAUUGUGGAAGGUGAAACAAAGGAAGCUUGGAACUUCUUUUUAAAAAAUUUGAGAACAUAUGUCACUCCACAACAACAUCUUUGUGUGAUUUCAGAUAGACAUCCAUCCAUUAAAAGUGCUUAUGAUAAUCCUGCAAAUGGUUGGAAUGAUCCUACCUGCAGACAUGUGUACUGCAUCAGACACAUUGCCCAAAACUUCAUGCGAAAGUUCAACAAUAAAAAGCUUCGCAAGUUGGUUGUUAACAUGGGAUUUGCAGUAAAUCAACCUUUGCACAGAUACUACCGCAGCAAAAUUGCUGCGCAGAACACUAAUGCAAUAGGGUGGCUUGAUAAUAUCCCCAUAGCGAAGUGGACGCAAGCAUUCGAUGAAGGUCGUCGGUGGGGUCAUAUGACAACCAACCUUGCUGAGUCGAUGAACAACGUGUUUAAGGGUAUUCGCAAUGAACCCAUCACAGCUUUGGUCCAAUCAACGUUCUAUAAGUGUGUCGUACUGUUUCAAAGAAGAGCCACUGAAUCAGCAGCUGUGUUGCAAUCUGGACAACAAUAUUCAGAAGCUUGUCAGAAACGGAUUAAAGAAGCAAUGCAUAAAGCAAACUCACAUCAAGUCAUUGCUUUUGAUCGACUCAAUCAAACUUUCAGGGUAAUGGAAACUGUCAAUCACAACGAGGGUCGACCAAUGGGUCGAUUUCUGCUCAAGUUGGGUGAAAGCUGCUGUGAUUGUGGAGAAUUUCAAGCUUUACAUUUGCCUUGUUCGCAUGUUAUUGCUGCAUGCUCCCAUGCUACACAAGCUUAUCAAGUUCAUAUACAUGACGUGUACAAAGCUGCAAGUGUAUUUUGUGUUUACAAUAACACCUUCCCGGGAAUUCAAGACCAAUCAUAUUGGCCCCAAUAUUAUGGCCGUCGACUUUGCCCCGACCCAGCAAUGAAAAGAUGUAAGAGAGGUCGUCCGAAAAGUACGCGCAUUAGGACGGAAAUGGACGACGAGAUCGAAACUUUGAAUAAGUGUGCUUUAUGUAGGGUGCCGGGCCAUGAUCGUAGGAAUUGUCCAAAUUCCAAUUAA